Messenger RNA from Andrographis paniculata, 2273 nucleotides. RefSeq lists its product as uncharacterized. Lineage: Eukaryota; Viridiplantae; Streptophyta; Magnoliopsida; Lamiales; Acanthaceae. The transcript is spliced from 2 exons. Gene Ontology annotation, cellular component: Golgi apparatus. The record is from RefSeq and is a predicted model, not a curated record. Bases 249 to 2045 code for a protein of 598 amino acids.
CGCACUUUAGCAACGCACCUUUACCUUACCUUGUAGCUCACCAUCAUCAUCAUCACUCCAGUCGAGUCAACACCAUCCGUCCCCCAAAACACACUCUGUUCUUAGAGAAAGACCGAACCAGCGACGGCAAUGGCGGUCAAGACCUGACCUGACCUACUGCUUCCCUCCUCCUUCAGUUCGGUGUUUGAGCGUCACAGUUUGGCGAAAACGCGAUUGGAUUGGAUUGGAUUGGAAGGAUUUGAUCCAAAAUGUUAGGCCGGCCGUCGUUUAUGCUGUACCGGACGGGGAGUUUCCGCGCCGAGAACAUCGGCCAGAACGCCAUGGCCAUGAUUGGAAACCUAUGCUUCACACUCUUCGUCGUCGGCGUUCUCGUCUUCACCAUAAUCGCCGCCACAUACCAGCCGGAGGAUCCUCUCUUCCACCCUUCCAAUAAAAUCACCACUUUCCUCACUUCCAAAAGCAACGCCACAUUCGUCUCCGACGUAGGCGUCGUCAAGACCGGCGAGGACUUCGUCGCCUCCAACCAGACCGCAUUUGCCACGUUCAUCAACAUCACCGAUGUUGACAAGGUGAUUGAAUCCGAAACUGUCGUCGCCAAAUCCGACGACGACGAAGAUUCCUCUUCAUCAGGAACCGCCGAGAGCGCCAAUAAGGAAUGUCGAAUCGAUGAACCGAUCAAUUGCCGCGAUCUGGACGUCUUCCAUUUGCUGAUGAGGUCUGCCAUUGAAGCAUUCCCAGACAUCCAUUUCUACCGCUUCGGAAAGCCCGUCCCCGGCUACAACGAGACCUCCUGCCACAUGGCCUGGCGAUUCCGACCAAAGGAUGGAAAAGCUGCUGCAUAUUACAAGGAUUACAGGAGUUUUACCGUUGUAAGAUCUGAGAAUUGCAGCCUAAGUGUGGCCGGAAUCGGCGCAUACCACUCCGGCGGGAAUGCAAGAAAGAGGAAAGGAAAAGGACGGGGGAGGAGACGCGGUAAGGCCGACAAGAAUAAGGAUAGUGACAACAAGGAUGCCUUUGUCCCGACAAAGGUGGAGGAUGCUCCGAUUGCGCUGCCGGAGGUUGGAGAAGUUGUCGAAGAUACGCUUCCUACGAUAGAGUCGGAGAGUUCAUUCAGCCACGGGAAGUAUUUGCUCUACUCGGCAGGCGGCGAUCAUUGCAAAAGCAUGAAUCAAUAUCUAUGGAGUUUCACAUGUAUGCUGGGAGAAGCACAGUAUUUGAAUCGAACUUUGGUGAUGGAUAUGAACCUUUGUUUGUCGAAGAUCUACGCCUCGUCCGGACAGGACGAGGAGGGCAAAGAUUUCCGAUACUACUUUGAUUUCGAGCACUUGAUGGAUUCGGCGUCCGUGCUCGAUCAGAAGCAGUUUUGGUCGGAGUGGACGAAAUGGCAACAGAAGGACGGCUUGAGUCUCCAUCUCGUUGAGGAUUUCAGGGUCACGCCGAUGAAGUUAGCUGGCGUGAAGGACACUUUGAUUAUGCGAAAGUUUGGGGCGGUGGAGCCGGAUAAUUAUUGGUACCGUGUUUGCGAGGGCGAGGCAGAGUCAGUUAUCGAGCGGCCAUGGUCGAUGGUUUGGAAAUCAAGGCGACUUUUGGACAUCGCAUCCGCCAUUGCAGCUAGGAUGAACUGGGAUUUCGACGCAGUUCACGUAGAACGCGGGGAGAAGGCGAAUAACAAGGAAAUGUGGCCGAAUCUCGAAAGGGACACCUCCCCCGAAGCUCUUUUGGCGACAUUGCAAUACAAGAUCGAAAACGGGAGGAACUUGUACAUUGCGACGAACGAACCGGAUAUAUCGUUCUUCAACCCGUUGAAGGACAAGUACUCGACGCACUUUCUAGACGAGUAUAAAGACUUAUGGGAUCCGAACAGCGACUGGUACACAGAAAUGACGAAGCUCAACAACGGAAACCCCGUUGAAUUCGACAACUACAUGAGGAUAUCGGUGGACACGGAGGUGUUCUUGAGGGGCAAGAAGCAGAUUGAGACUUUUAACGAUCUAACCAAGGACUGCAAGGAUGGCAUCAACACGUGCGCGGCAAGUGCAAGUUGAUCGAGGUUAAGUGUUUCUUGAACCUUAAGUGUUUUUGUUUUGAUGCAUUGCAUUGUUUGUGUGUUUGUUUGUUUAUUGUUCUGCUAGUGUAGCUGGAGAUUGGUUAUAAAUGUUUGGAUGAUUGAUUUCUGCUAUGAAAAAGAACCCCCCAUAGCCAUAGGUAGAUUGGUUUAAUUAAUUUGUUGUUUGUUUGCUCGAUUUAAUUAUAUACCAUUGUUGCUUACUUUA